Molecule: messenger RNA, 585 nt
Organism: Auanema sp. JU1783
Lineage: Eukaryota; Metazoa; Nematoda; Chromadorea; Rhabditida; Rhabditidae
Source: the annotation of a GenBank genome assembly
AUGUCCUCACCGUCUCGGCAAAUCAAGUGCGUCGUAGUUGGCGAUGGUACAGUGGGUAAGACCUGCAUGCUCAUCUCCUACACAACAGAUUCUUUUCCUGUACAAUAUGUGCCAACUGUGUUCGACAACUAUUCCGCCCAAAUGACGGUUGACACACAAACUGUAAACCUCGGACUAUGGGAUACAGCAGGACAGGAAGACUAUGAUCGUCUUCGACCAUUGAGUUAUCCGCAAACAGAUGUGUUUGUUCUCUGUUUUUCUGUGGUUUCACCAGUUUCUUUCGAUAAUGUUGCUACUAAAUGGAUUCCUGAGAUCAGACAACAUUGCCCUGAUGCUCCCAUUAUCUUAGUCGGAACGAAGCUUGAUUUGAGAGAUGAAGCUGCUGCUAAAGUUGCUUCGGGUGAGGAUAGGCCACCAGUAACCAAAGGACAAGGUCAAAAGUGUGCUCAGAGGAUUAAAGCUGUAAAAUACUUGGAAUGCUCAGCAUUAACCCAACAAGGAUUGAAACAAGUUUUUGAGGAAGCAGUACGUGCUGUGAUACAUCCAAAACCACUCAAGAAGAAGAAGAGAUGCACUAUCCUGUAA